Pantherophis guttatus is the source of this 3950-nucleotide messenger RNA. NCBI's taxonomy places the organism in Eukaryota, Metazoa, Chordata, Lepidosauria, Squamata, Colubridae. The record is from RefSeq and is a predicted model, not a curated record.
AGGGGCCCUCGAGGCCAUCCAGUCCACCCCCCACCCACCCCCGUACAGUCCAGGGAUCCAAACUGCCGCCUGCCGAUCCCGUAUCCUUAAAUCCGGCGCUCUGGGCCUCUCUAUUCGCGGCACUUGGGUGAAUUAAGCCCCUGGAUGAGUUGGAAGUGUUAAAAUGUGAAUUAAAAGGCCUCCUUUAGGCUGUAAGGGAACAAAUUGGGGGGCGACUGCAUCCCUCUCCCCCCUCCUCACCCGGGUGGCCGAUGCCUUCCUUGCAGACGAGGUCGGGGCCCUGGUCUUUGACAUCGGCUCGUUCUCCGUCCGGGCCGGCUAUGCUGGGGAAGACUGUCCGAAGGCGGACUUCCCCACCACGGUGGGCCUGCUGUCCCACGACGAGUCGGCCAUGGAGUUGGACGGCGACAAGGAGACCAAAUCCGGCAAGGUCUACUACAUCGACACCAACUCCCUGCACGUCCCGCGGGAGAACACGGAGAUCGUCUCGCCCCUCAAGAACGGGAUGAUCGAAGACUGGGGCUGCUUCCAAGCCAUCCUGGACCACACCUACAACAAGCACAUCAAAUCGGAGCCCAAUCUCCACCCCGUCCUCAUGUCAGAGGCCCCGUGGAACACGCGGGCCAAGCGGGAGAAGCUGACGGAGCUGAUGUUCGAGCAUUACACCAUCCCGGCUUUCUUCCUUUGCAAGACGGCGGUGCUCACGGCCUUUGCCAACGGACGCAGCACCGGCCUGGUCCUUGACAGUGGGGCGACCCACACCACAGCCAUCCCGGUGCACGACGGCUACAUCCUGCAGCAAGGAAUUGUCAAAUCCCCCCUGGCCGGCGACUUCAUCUCCAUGCAGUGCCGUGAACUUUUCCAAGAGAUGAAUAUCGAAAUCAUCCCUCCGUAUAUGAUCGCAGCCAAGGAAGCUGUGCGUGAAGGAGCCCCCCCAAACUGGAAGAAGAAGGAGAAGCUGCCCCAAGUCAGCAAAUCCUGGCACAGCUACAUGUGCAACGAGGUGAUACAAGACUUCCAGGCAUCCGUCCUGCAAGUUUCUGACUCACCAUAUGACGAGCAGGUGGCUGCGCAGAUGCCCACCGUCCACUACGAAAUGCCCAAUGGCUACAACACAGACUAUGGGGCUGAGCGCCUGAGGAUCCCUGAGGGUCUUUUUGACCCCUCCAACGUGAAGGGUCUGUCUGGAAACACCAUGCUGGGCGUUGGCCAUGUGGUCACCACAAGCAUCGGGAUGUGUGACAUCGACAUACGACCGGGUCUCUACGGCAGCGUCAUCGUCACGGGCGGGAACACCCUCCUGCAGGGCUUCACCGAUCGCCUCAACCGGGAGCUCUCGCAGAAGACCCCGCCGAGCAUGCGGCUGAAGCUGAUUGCCAGCAACAGCACCAUGGAACGGCGGUUCAGCCCUUGGAUCGGGGGCUCCAUCCUGGCUUCUCUAGGGACCUUCCAACAGAUGUGGAUCUCCAAGCAGGAGUACGAAGAGGGGGGCAAACAGUGUGUAGAGAGGAAAUGCCCCUGAGUCGCUGGUCCUGCCCCCCCCCGCCCUCCCUCCCACCGUCUCCGGGACCGCUGCAGCCCUUCUUGGCCUGGGUGGCAAAAUCCACUCCCCACUGCAGUCCUUGCUCUGCCCUCCCUCCCUCCCCUCCCGCCACGCCCCCUGUUGUGCCCAAGAGCCCUCCCCUCCAAGAUUAGGGGGGUGGAACGCAGGGGGCUCAGGAAAGAGAGGCCGCCUCGCCCGUUCUGUGCUCCAACCUUCCUUCGUCCAUUUCUACCGGGUGCCCGGAUGGCACCCCCGAUUUCCUGAAUGGGAGGGAGGGGGGUCUGAGUUCUUAAAAAUUGCUCCUGGUUGUGUUUUGUUUGGGAAGGCCUCUGACCAAAUAAAUAAAUAAAUGUGUGGGGUUUUUAAGAAAAAACAAAAAAGCUUUAUUUCGUCAGGGCGGGGUUUUAAAAGAGGUUUGGCCCAUGCCCUGUCUAAGGUCAGCCCCCCCCCACCCCGCUUUCUUGCACCCGAGUGCCAAAUUCUGCUCACUGAAGGGGCCACCCCACCUCACUCUCCUGCUUCUCUUUGGGGUGUAGGUGGAUUUAAUUUGGGGGCUUGCUCAGCACCUGCAGGCCAAUAGUGCCAUCAUGGGGCAUCUUGAGUUCAGCCAGCAGUGUCCUUCCUGGUCUUCAGGCCUGGUUGGUGCUUGAUUGUGGUCCUUGCCCCCGCCCCAAAGAGCUUCCCCGCCCUCCUUUGCCCACCCAACCUGCUCAAAAGAGAAGCCCCCAGCAGAGAUCCCCAAAUAUAACAGAAGGAAGGACAGCCCAGGACGAGCAUCCUGUGAAUCUCAAUGCUGUUUACUCCAGGACAAAGGUUCUCAACCCUCGGCAACUUGAAGACUUGUGGACUUCAACUCCCACAAUUCCCCAGCCAUCUUUUUUUUCCUCACUUUGCUGAAGUCAAGAUAUAUUACAUGGACCACAUUCCCAGCAUCUAUUAAGAAAGUUACCCUAUCCAAAAAAAAAAAAAAAGUGAUAAAAUACAUAGUUGGGCCACAUUUGUUCUUGUCCAAUAAGUGCUGAAUUUUGGUAGACCCUUGCUGGCUGGGGAAUUCUGGGAGUUAAAGUCCACACGUCUCAAAAGUGGCCACAGUUGAGAAACGCGGCUCUAGAAUGACGAUCUCUGUGGAAGGGAGGGAGGAACGACAAUCAGGAUCACUGUUCCAAACAUGUGUGUCAUAAGGAGCCAGGCAAAUGCCUUAUAGUUUUGACAGUCCUCCUCCUCCUCCCACUGAUGAUGUUCCCUAGUUGGGUCAUGAAACGUCUAUAAGGAAACCUCCCAGCUCAGAGACUCCCAAAAAACCCACAGUCUUCCUCCUCCUCCUCCUCCAUCAUCUCUGCUUUUCAUCCCCAGACAGGAUGGAGGAUGGGCCCCAGCCGGGCUGCCCUCUCAAGAGCUCCCCAAUCCUCCCCAGAGGGACAGAAAUCCACACAAGCCCACCACAUUGUGUUGUGGGUCCUUUUUUUUUUUUUCGCUGUGUGAGUCCCGUGGAAGAGAAACCAGGCGGGUUCCUCCCUCCAGUUCGCUCAGGAGAAUCUGGCGGAGAAGCAGGAGUCAAAAGACCAUCCUCUCAAGGGCCAGCUGGAGAAUAAGGGGACAGAAGUUGCCCCCGGAGGUUGUGGAGGUUUUGAAGAAGAGACUGGACAGCCAUUUGUCUGAAAUGGUAUAUAGGGUCUCCUGCUCGAGCAGGGGGUUGGACUAGAUGGCCUCCAAGGUCCCUCCCAGCUCUGUUAUCCUGUUAUUCGGGCCCUUGUGGGUUCAUUCAUUUGCAAACCAGAAAAGAGGUUCGGUCAGUCUCUCGGGGGCAGCCGUGACCCGUUUCGGUUUGUGGGUCCCGCCUGAUUGGCCAGGCAAAAUCCUGAAAUCCUUCCCCGAGGGCUGUGCUGGUCUCUGUGGUCGGCCAUUGAAGGAUGGAAACAUGAGGAACGAUGGACAAACCAAAGUUCCUGCUGGCUGGGGGAUUCUGGGAAUUGAAGUCCACAAGUCUUAAAGGGGCCACGUUUGAAAACAUUGAUCUAAAAAAUGCAGAAGAGAAUUGAAAUGCAUGUGGGGAGCCCAGAGCACUCGACUCGGAGACCCAUGCCAGAAGGGUUGGGAUCACAACACCCAUCGUUCCAGCACAGAUAUCUGGUCACUCCCUCAGGCCAUUUCUUCGGCCGUCCCACCUCGCAGGGUUGCUGUGAAGAGGAAAGAGGAGAAAUCUGCCUUGAACUCAAACCCUUGGAGAGCAUUGGCAUAUACCAUAUUCCUGAUUGCUUAUUUGUACCCUAUGACGAUCAUUAAGUGUUGUACCUUAUGAUUCUUGAUGAAUGUAUCUUGUUUUUUUAUGUACCCUGAGAAAUUCCUUGUGUGUCCAAUCACACUUGGCCAAUAAAUAAAGAAUUCUAUUCUAGAAUUCAUAUGAAGA